AAUGUUACAGAACAGGAAUGUUGUCCAAUGGUUACACUUGGUGGAUUUCAAGACAAGGAGAAAAGAUGACAUACUGGGGAGGAGCGGAUCCAAAUCAUGAUGGAUAUUGCGCUUGUGGAGAAACGGGGUCUUGCCAGCCGGGGUAUUCUUACAAUUAUAAAUGCAACUGCGAUUACUAUUCUUCAUCAUAUGCCGCAACUCGAGUUGACGCAGGAUAUUUGUACGAUAAAAAUACUCUUCCAGUGACAGGAAUGCAUUUCGGAUUUGCUUACUCGUCAUCGUCGUAUAGUGGUUACUAUACUCUCGGACCUUUAAAAUGUUACUAGCUUCAGUGUUUUUAAAAAUAUUGGAAUAUUGUAGCUUAUUAGGCGUUUUUUUGGCUAAUUAAAUUGUAAAAUUGUUUGUGA
This is a messenger RNA of Styela clava, 407 nucleotides long. Lineage: Eukaryota; Metazoa; Chordata; Ascidiacea; Stolidobranchia; Styelidae. The record is from RefSeq and is a predicted model, not a curated record.